AUGGCCUCUUCAUCGACGCCAACGACGCCGCUGCUCUACUCCUGCGUUGCCCACCAAUCCAACAUCCUCUCAGAAUGCACAAGCACAACCUCGGCCGCUUCGCAGGCGUCGUCUCUCGCGUCGCUCAACCUCCCCAAGAUUAACCACACCAAGCCGGAAAGGCUCACGUACACGCACGGCAGCAACCAAAUCUACUACAUGGCCGAAUCGGCCUCGGACCACCCAAAUCACCCAUCUGCCGGUGGCCUGACGUUUCUCGUCGAGGCCGACGCGGCGCUCGGGCGCCAGGUGCGCCGGCGCUUCUUUGCCGCCUUUCCCGCGACAGGCAACGACUUUGCCGACAUGCCGAGCCACGGCGCCGGCUCGUUCAACGGCACGCUCAAGACGCUCAUGGUCGAGUAUAGCUCUACGAGUGGCAGCCAGACUCACGCGAUUGUCAACGUGCACCAGGGGCUUGACGACGUCAAAGCCAUCGCAACCAAGAAUAUCAAGAGCUUAGGGAUACGUGGCGAUGAAAUUCACGGCCUAAUGGACAAGACAGCCGGGCUGAACAGCAGUGCCCAGGCUUUCCAUAUGUCAAGCAGGGGCAUCAGGCGCAAGAUGUGGUGGAAGAAUACCAGAAUCACCAUCCUGAUCGGUGUGGUGAUUAUUCUCAUUAUUAUUCUGGCCGUGGUCAUUCCUCUCAAGGCAUGA
Molecule: messenger RNA, 693 nt
Organism: Beauveria bassiana ARSEF 2860
Lineage: Eukaryota; Fungi; Ascomycota; Sordariomycetes; Hypocreales; Cordycipitaceae
Product: synaptobrevin-like protein
Exons: 3
Coding region: 1-693 (230 amino acids)
Biological process (GO): vesicle-mediated transport
Cellular component (GO): membrane
Source: RefSeq, a predicted model, not a curated record